UUUGAGUUAAAGUUUACCUGAUUUUUACUGUAUAAAAAUGUGUGUAAAUUUUAUUGAGAUAGUGUGGUACAGUCUUUUAUAUUAUACUAGUAAUUGUGCAUAAAUUCUUGCAUGAUCUCUUUGGGGAAAAGUAAUCACUUUAUUACCUCUUCAUAUUAGUAAUAGAAAUAUGAUCAUUAAUGUCCUUCAAUACUAUUGCUUUACCCAAAUUUUAAGUUGAUUUGAAAGCACCAAAUUUUUAUGUCUCUCUGAUAAACUGAGUAGACUGGAAUGCGUGAAAAGUCAGAGAUUUAGAAAGAGGACCUGUCAUUUAUCAUACCUAUAUCGCAUACUUGCAAUAUCCUGGACCUGGGCAUGUCUCUUAAUCUAUCUGAUCUUCAGUUUCCUUAUUUGCAUGGUGAGAAUAGUGAUAAUUAUAUUCUUAUCUACCUCAUGAGUUUUGUGGAAGAUUUAACAAAAUAUAUUUUACAGUCCUCUGAAUUAGUUAUCAACAUCAUCAUUACUCUUUCUUUCUUCUCCACAACUCAAAACAGCUUUCAUGACCAUAACUCUCCUUAGCACUAACUCCUGUAUUCUUGCUAAAGUCAUGAGUUCAACGUUUGGUGUUAUUGGUUCCACUCUAGCCAGGCCUUUUUCAGCUCACUGGAAAGAAACUAGAAAUCUAUACGAAAAUGAUAUUCUAAAAGAGAAGUUGGUAAAUAAAGUACAUUUCUCAUCUUAGUUAGCUACAACAUUGAAAAAGACUGCUCUUUCUUCCCAAUCCUCAUCUCAAUUUUACUAUUUUUAUAGUCAGUGGCAGGAAACCUCCAGUCUGUCAGUGCUACACAUUUUCUAUCCGCAUUGAAGCUUAAAGUGAACCAGAAAAAUAAAUCUUGCUGGUCCUCAUUGUGAACCCUAUGGACUAGCCUAGCCUCUAUAAUUUUCCACUUCACUACCACCUAUAGCUACAAAUGGACAGUACAACUUGGCAUCAUAAAAAAAAAAAAAGCUUAAAUGGAAAACAAUUACAUUUGUUCCUAUCAAUAUCUGAGCCUUUUGUACAAAAUGCAACAAUAAUCAUAUUUUGUAAAACCCUUUUCAUUUUUGUGGCAUCCUGAAGCUUUUGCUAUGUCAGCAACAUUCUUGCUGCUCAUCAGAAAAUACUGAAUGCUGCCCUGAGGGCCUGUGCAGCCUUCUAAAAAGCAAAGUAGAAAAACAAAUUGAGGAAGCAUUAAAAAAGGCAAGCCAAGCAAGUCAGAGACACAUAGUGGCACAUGUCAGACAGAUGAACAGUGCACUCCAAGACUUCCUUCAUGUUUUCCCUAAAGUGAGGUUGAGUGUUGGAUGCAAACCCAUGUGAGUUGGAGAAUGUAAUUUACUGUUGCAUUCUAACUGUUGAUUUAAAAAUGGACUAUUAAAUAACGUAGAAGUUAAGCUUAGUGCCUGGCAGAGAAUAAUGUGGGCACAUUCAUAGGUAGGGGUAUGGUUUUCCUUUUCACCAUUCCCUUAUAUGACCAGAGAAUAGUUUGCUUUGGGGAAGUGUGAUUUUACCCUGAGGAGCUGGAGGGAGAGAACUGAGCUCAUUAACAUUUUGUAGUUUGUUGCCUACAGUCCAAGUAACCUUCCAGAAACAUGAAGAAUUUGUGAUAACACGCACAAGCAUAUGCACUCUAUGCAAACAGCUCUAUGGUGUAAUAAUUCACUUGUCACUUCAUAUCAACAUCAAUUCUUUAAUAAAUUAGCAUUUUUCUUGAGUUGAUGAAAAACUAGCAUACAAAUUCCCACACAGUGUCUUCCCAAGAAGAAAUGUAAUGAAGGGUUUGUACAACUAAUACUCUGUUUCCAUGAGCAAUGAUUUGAGAUAAAUAAUAGAUAUGCAUAGUGUUACAAUGGCAGAAUCUUUAUUUCCAUGUAUACAUGCAUAUGCAUGAGGUAGUAAAGAGAAGUAGAUAGUCCAUUAGAUCCAAAGAAUAUUUGUCCCCAAAUUAUAUGUCUUCUAAACUUUGCACUAUAUUUAAAUUCUGAUAUUAGAUCAGAUUACAUCUGUCUGAGGCGUCUCUGGCACAAACUAAUUCUCUAUUUUGCAACUGGUCUUCACAAUGUCAACAUUUAUUUUUUUCUGCUGUGUUUCUUAAAUACCCUAAAAAAUUUUGAUUUAGCUCAGUUAUAAAAUAUUUCAAUCCAUUAAAUAACAAAACUAACAAGUGGCAUUAUCCUCACUUCUCACUUAAAUGAUAAGACAAACAAAAAGAGUCUAUAGUGCUUUGAUAAAGGACAAAGUAAAGUUUGAUGUGCUCAUUUGCAUUUUUGCAACCAAAGAGCCCACAGAUUACAUUGUGGGUCUGGAUAAUGGCAGGAAAGUUCUUGGGCAAGAUUUCAGAAUGCUGUGGGAAAGAAAUACAAAUAUUCAUGGGCUGAUAGUUUCCCUGUGGCAUCAAGUUCAAGAUUUCUGCAAUGCAAAAAUGCACACAUACAAAAAAAGACAGCGUAGUGGUUGCUUGCCCUCUUUCUAAAAACAUCUCACUAAAUACUCAAGUGAUAUAAUAUGAAGUUUUCAAGAAAUACUCUACAUAUAAGAAGCUCAGAAUCCAAAGGGAAAAAAGAAAUAUGGAUACAAUAUCAAGAAGUAGGAAGUAUUAAGUAAAUUAAGAGAAGUAUAGAUAAAAUGGUAAGAGUUCAAAAAAGUGAAGAAGAAUUUUUGACUGAAAAUGGGGUUCAGAGAAAUCUUCAGCAAGAAGGCAACAAUUGGUGACCUAAAAAUUAAAUUUUAAAAUGUGGGAAUGGAUAAGAGAAGAUAGCAAAUCCAUGCAGAUUAAAAUGUGAGGCAAAGGUGGGGAAGAGUACUUUUCUUAAACUGAUGCACAGAAUAUCCCAAGCCUGAUCAGGAAAGGAAAUAUGUAAGAAAGCAGGUCCACAUACAAAGCAAUUUAUAAUUAGGCCUUUGAGAAAUAAAAUAAACAGUCUUGCACCAAAUAACAUCCUUCUUGGCCUUAUGUAUUUCUAAAUAGUUCAAUCCCUAAAUUCUCUAACCAGGGGUAGGGAUUCUAGAACUGACAAGCAGACUGGUUUUUACUUCCUUAGUACUCAGUUUUACCCAUAAGACAUGGUUGAUGCCACUCAAUGUUGAGUUCCGAGGGAGAGUCCAGCAGAGCUUCCGUGGAGAUCUGCUGCACUUCCCCAGGAGCUAUCUUCAGGCACAGGGAUGCUGACGCUGGUGUUGGUGUUGGAAAAUUGCAUAGUUCUCCUGGAACUAUCCUCUUUGCUAACAAUGUGAGUUUCUAUACCUUGGGUCUGGCCUCAACCAGAGGAUUUGCCAAGCAAGUCCAAGUCCAGGCGAUACCAGGCCCUCUUCUCGCGGUUGAACCAGGAUAUUUAAAAAUCCUCCUUGUUCUGAAAUUGUUCAGAGAUAGGUGAUUUCAAUCCUGCGACAAAACUUGAUGGAGGAGCAUCAGACUUGACUUGGAGGAUAGAGAGUUAGAAUAAACUGUAUGAACAUUUGUUUCUAAAAAUAGUGUUGUCCUACUUGACUGGCUGUUCUGCAUUUAGUUGAUUUGUAGAUGGCAGCCCAUCAAAGAUUUUGGACCUCAUUUCAGAAAUGGUUAUUAUUCUUGGAUUUUGUAUGACCCUUUCUUUUCACCUGUCUACCCUCCAAGCAAACUGAAUUCCUUAGCUACUUUUUCUUGACUGUCUGGAAUACUGCCAUUCAUUCUGCUGGCACACAGUGUAGACUUACAGUAGUUUAAGGGCUGCAUGUAUGUGGAAGGGAUGUAGCCCAUUUCUGUGGAGUUGUGCCUCUUCCACCACUCAUACUCUAAUGUAUCCAAAACACAGAGAUAGUCAACCUUGUAGAACUUCAAAGUAAUAAAGCUAGUGGAGUAACAGUCUUUGAUUGUGAUCACUUGCUUUGCAUUUUAAAAGAUGUGGAAUUGCACACAAGCAAAACAUUAGAAGAAAGCACUUUUACAUCAUUAAAGGUCAGAGAGAGGCCUUUGGAGUUGGCAGCUCAGAUCCGCUGAGCCGCCAUCUUGACACUCUCCAGAUGAAGCUGCGAAGGUUUCACAUUUCUUCCUCCAGUUAUUGCAGCAAUUGCUAAAGCUCCUGUCUCAAACAAUCCAAGCUUCAUUUGGGUGGCAACUUUGCAAUGUGCUGCUUCUAGUUAGGUGACUUUGGGCAAAAUGACAAUCUGUAUAAACUUCAGUGUCCUCAAACAGAAGAUGCCAAGCCUCUGCCUUCUAUAUGGUCAAGAAGGGCGAUGCUGGCCUGCAAUGUAUCCUGCACUGGUCCUUUGGCUCCUCUUAGCAGUCCAGCUGAUUGGCAUGGCUCCCCCACACAUAGCUUGGAGGGAGGCAGCAAAGGGAGAGACUGCCUGAAGCAAUGGGGCUCCCACCACAGUGGGCCUAGUUCUUUUUAUUUCCUACGGGAAAUUUUUUUUAACAUUACCACGAUUCAUUAUCACCAAACAGAACAAUCUUUGGUUACUUUACCUCAGGAGUGGGAGUAGAAGUAAGACACUGGAUGAAGAAACUGCAGUUUUGAUUCAAAAGCAUUGUUCAGGGCCUGUGCCUCCUCUCCCUGACGAAGGGCUCCUCAGCUCUCUGCCAAGUGUCACUUUCUCAUGAAAUGCAGAGUACAAUCAAAAGUGCAGCUAAUUUCAGAACUUGAGAAAUAAAUAAAUAAAAUACUUUUGAAGAGGCAUUGGGUUCCCCUUCCCCGAUUUUCGAAAACAGCAGGACUGCAACAGACCAACUGGAUUUGGGUUGAUACAGUUUUCUAGUUCAGGGCGGCAGGGGAAGUCCGGGUCUGAAUGGACCUAGUCAUUGAGCUCUGCGCAGGGCUGGCUGCAUUUCCUCGCUAACACCUGGUCUACCCUAGGGCAUUGUUUCAUCAUUUGUGAUGACAGAUCGUUUGCAAACAGCUGUCUUGAUUUCUGCCCUUUGGCACCACAGCGCCCUGUUAUGUCUUCCCUACUGUCUGCCUAAGCAAACAUCUUCGGAAAGCCCCUGGGCUGGGUUCAUCGCCCAAUGCUGCCUGAUGUCUUGUAUCUGAAAAUAUCCAUAAUCAACUGUGGGUGAAAUACAGCUCCUCCUGGAAAUUCAGAGGGAAAUUUUAGUACUUCCUUUUCAAUUCCGAGUUUCUAGAGUUAGAAGAUAGUGCAGUGAUCACCUCCAACUGUGGCAGGAAAGAAUGUUUAAAUUUCAUCAAAUGAAAUAUAUUUUUGAGACACUGGAUAAAAUGAGAUGCCUGCGAAAACGUUCUACAGUGUCUUUCUUGGGAGUUCUUGUCAUUUUCCUUCUAUUUAUGAACUUGUACAUUGAAGAUAGCUACGUGCUGGAAGGAGACAAACAAUUUGGAAGGGAAACAUCCACCCAUCAACUGAACUCAGAACGCUAUGUGCAUACUUUCAAAGAUUUAUCAAAUUUCUCAGGAGCCAUCAAUGUCACCUAUCGCUACUUAGCUGCCACACCUUUACAAAGAAAACGGUUUCUUACAAUUGGACUUUCGUCAGUAAAACGAAAAAAAGGAAACUAUUUACUUGAGACAAUCAGGUCAAUUUUUGAGCAAUCCAGCUAUGAGGAGCUGAAGGAGAUUUCAGUGGUGGUUCAUCUGGCAGAGUUUAAUUCAUCCUGGCGUGAGGUCAUGGUUCAGGAUAUUACACAGAAAUUUGCCCACCAUAUUAUUGCAGGAAGAUUAAUAGUUAUACAUGCUCCAGAGGAGUAUUACCCAAUCCUGGAUGGCCUUAAAAGAAAUUACAAUGAUCCAGAAGAUAGAGUCAGAUUUCGUUCCAAGCAAAAUGUAGACUAUGCGUUUCUGCUUAAUUUUUGUGCCAAUACUUCAGACUAUUAUGUAAUGCUUGAAGACGAUGUUCGAUGUUCAAAAAACUUCUUAACUGCCAUCAAGAAAGUCAUUACAUCUCUAGAAGGAACUUACUGGGUAACUCUUGAAUUCUCUAAGCUUGGCUACAUUGGAAAACUUUACCAUUCUCAUGACCUCCCACGUUUGGCACAUUUUUUAUUAAUGUUUUAUCAAGAAAUGCCUUGUGAUUGGCUGCUGACUCAUUUCCGGGAUCUGUUGGCUCAGAAAAAUGUGAUCCGUUUUAAACCAUCUCUCUUUCAGCACAUGGGUUAUUAUUCAUCAUAUAAAGGGGCUGAGAAUAAGCUGAAGGAUGAUGAUUUUGAAGAGGAGUCAUUUGACAUCCCUGAUAACCCUCCUGCAAGCCUAUAUACCAACAUGAAUGUUUUUGAAAGUUAUGAAGCAAGCAAGGCGUAUAGCAGUGUUGAUGAGUACUUUUGGGGGAAACCACCUUCAACAGGAGACAUCUUUGUGAUUGUAUUUGAAAAUCCAAUUGUAAUUAAAAAAAUUAAAGUGACUACUGGAACAGAAGAUCGGCAAAAUGACAUUUUACAUCAUGGAGCCCUAGAUGUUGGGGAAAAUGUCGUACGUUUCAAAAGAAUUAGACAAUGUGUUACUUAUGUAAGACUAGGGGAAUUCAAAAAUGGAAACUUUGAAAUGUCAGAUAUGAAUCAAAAAAUUCCAUUUGAUAUACACUGCGUAAGGAUUUACGUUACCAAAACACAAAAGGAAUGGCUGAUUAUUAGGAGUAUUAGCAUUUGGACUUCUUAGCUGAUUAAACCAAUGUGUCCAAUUCCUGAA
This is a messenger RNA of Equus caballus (horse), 6630 nucleotides long. RefSeq names its product MGAT4 family member C (gene MGAT4C). Gene Ontology annotation, molecular function: acetylglucosaminyltransferase activity. NCBI's taxonomy places the organism in Eukaryota, Metazoa, Chordata, Mammalia, Perissodactyla, Equidae. The record is from RefSeq and is a predicted model, not a curated record. Gene Ontology annotation, biological process: protein N-linked glycosylation.